This is a messenger RNA of Rhincodon typus (whale shark), 2385 nucleotides long. Its product is annotated as centromere protein J-like. Lineage: Eukaryota; Metazoa; Chordata; Chondrichthyes; Orectolobiformes; Rhincodontidae. Bases 1 to 2385 code for a protein of 794 amino acids. Gene Ontology annotation, biological process: centriole elongation; cilium assembly. Gene Ontology annotation, cellular component: centriole; centrosome; nucleus. Gene Ontology annotation, molecular function: tubulin binding. The record is from RefSeq and is a predicted model, not a curated record. The transcript is spliced from 7 exons.
AUGUGUCCAUCUCCACCUCGAGACUCAGAUGAGUGUAUCCAUGAGGAUGAAAACUGUCCUAGGAAUCUUUCUCCAAUCAAUGAGGAUAAAGGUGAACUACGAUUAGAGCAACAUGCUGUCACUCCAUUUGGCAUUCAAGGAAAUUCGAAGAAACGAGGGGUUCUAGAGGAAAGACCCAUCAGACCUGGAAUUAGUGAAAAGCAAAAGACUUUUGAAGAUCUUGUUGAAGAACUACUUAAGGUCGAUUCAGAAUUAAUUCAACAGGAUCCACAGGAUAACAGUGAAAUGAAGGUGGCUCCAAAGAAGACUUUCCUGAAGCGUGGAGAAGGCAUUGCACGAUUUGAGAAGAGCAAAGAAAAUAUCGUCAAAGAAGAAAACAGGAGUCCAGUUUGCAAAUCCACUAAACAGUUUCCUAGAAAAGUUAGUUUUAGCAGUCAACAUCAAUUUUCCUUACCCUUGCUCAACGAGAAUGAAAAGCUUGAGAAUAAAAAACAAUUAACUUCAAAAAUACAAAUUGAUAGUUCAAUCCUUAUGGAACCAAAAGCAAAGAAGUCUGUCUCCAUUGAUAAUUCCCUGGAAGACACCAAGAUAAAGGAUCACACGUUGAAAGAAAAACUGGACGAAAUCAAGAAUAGUACAGAUGAGGGUAUUCAAAGUGACAUAAAUGUAGCAGAACCACCAAUCAAGGUUGACUCACUCCAUAAAUACUCUGAUGGAAGGAAGGGUGGAUGCCAACAUGUUCAGCAGGACAGUGAUAAAGGGGAUAUAACCACUCCAGAGGAAUCCCAAGGAAGAAUUACUAAAGGAAGUUUAAACUUAAAUGUUCUAGAAAGUCAGUACUUGAUUGGAGUUGAUCCACAAUUGAAGAAUUGGCCAAAUAGUUUUUCUCAUGAAAGCAUGGAGAGACAGAACCAACGCCAACAAAUAGGACAGAUUAAGAUGAACCAACUACAGGAAUCUUCAAAUGAACAGCCAUGUUUCAGUAACAUUUCUCUUCUGGAAUGCUUAAGUAUUAAGAGAACAGAGAAUACAGACCAGGCAACUAAAAUGGUCCAACAGCAGGCAGAGAAAGCCCAAAAUGAAGAUGUAGCCAGUGUCACAGAUUCCAGAAAAUUGCUUGACAGAAUAAGUCCAAGCAUAGGCUUUAAGAAAAUAAAUGACAAAAUAAUUCAAGUUGCUACUGACGGCCUACUGUGCCAGAGUGCAAGUUUUGGAAACCAGCAAAUAAAAGAUCAUGAUAUAGAUAGUUUUGAAACUACGGGAUUAGUACCACUUGCGAACAAUGAACAUAGUAUGGGCUUUGUUUUAAAGAAUGAUGGUCUAUGUUGUGGUGCAUCUAAUGCUGAAACAAACAGUACUGGCAAUGAAGACGUUGGUCCAAAAUCUCAGUACCACCAACAACCCAUGACAGAAAUUCUACAAAAUUCUGGUCAGACUGACAAAAACUUAGACUUGUCAGAUGAUGCCGACUAUGCGAGUGAUGCUCCAAGUGCAAUAGAAGAAAUGAAUACAAUAGUUCAAACUUCUCAGCACUCUAUAUAUUCUAGGUCAAUAGCUGGAACGUCUACCAUGAAACAUAAUGCACUGAGCAGCACAAGUAGCAGUGAAAAUGAACCCUUAGAGCUCAAGACAAUUGAAAGAAGAUUUCCUUUUCCAAGUAAUAGGCCAAGAAGAAAUAAAAACAAGGUUAUGAAAAGGAAGGCAAACUUUGUAAAAAAAUGUGGCAAUAGUUUUAUGAACACUCAAACUUGUGAUUCUACAGAACCAGAUCUGAUGCAACUUUCUACCGCUGGUCAGUCAGCAGUACUUCAUUCUCAACUAAAGGUGUCAAGAAACUCUGAUCUUCCAGUGCAGGUGAACUCAAGAAGUGCAAAUGUUCAAGAAGAUGAUCAAUCCAGACAACUCCAAGCCAAACUCCUACAACUGGAAACAGAAAUUGAAUGCUUCAAAGUAGAAAACACAGCAUUAGCCAAAAUGAAGGAGAAACAAGAACUAGCCAUGGAAAGUCUCAGAAAAAGGAUGGAUCAGUUUGAACAUGAGAAGAUUGAAGAAAUAGCUCGGUUAGAUGAGUACAAGAAGGAGGAAAUGAAGAAACUACAAAAAGCAGAGCAAUUGUCUGAAAAACUCUCAGCAACCAGAUCUAUUUUUGAUAAGAAAGAGAAUGAAGAGAUGGAGUUUUUGAAGCAACAGCUUAGUCAGCUCCAGGAAGACUUUAGAAAAAAUGAAUCGAGGUGGUGUCGUGCCCACAAAUGCCUUCGAAACCAGAUUGACACAUUGACCAAGGAAAACAUUGAACUACGUGAUGAGUUGAAAGCCGUAGACCGUCAUCGUCAGGAGCCUGUGAAAAAGACUGAGAGCAGCAAGAAAUCUGAAACACCAGUAUGA